AUGCAGGCUGCUGGACUUGUAGCCACGGGCGCUAAUGAGCAGAGUCUAAAGGUGCAGCCGGAGCAGGUGUUGGCUGGCUUGAGAAUGAUGGUUGCAUGGGGAGGGGAGAUCAUGGGGAUGUCAGGUGGUGGAAUGAAGAUUGGUGAGACCGAGCAUCAGUAUCGUGCUGAUGAAGCCGAGGGUUUCGCAUCGAUUGAUACGAGCCAUAAAGAGAAGGACCUGGUCGACUUCGAUACCUUCGAUGAGGUGUAG
Recurvomyces mirabilis is the source of this 252-nucleotide messenger RNA. RefSeq lists its product as uncharacterized. The transcript has 2 exons. The record is from RefSeq and is a predicted model, not a curated record. Lineage: Eukaryota; Fungi; Ascomycota; Dothideomycetes; Mycosphaerellales; Teratosphaeriaceae. Bases 1 to 252 code for a protein of 83 amino acids.